AUGGCCUCUCCGGUUAGUAGUGCCCAAAGCCUGCUGUUGGCUCAAAAACAGACGCCCAUUGAAGCAGACUCUGCGGACGCGGAAAGUCCGGACGCGUCGACCCGAUCAUUGACAAGCGACGCUGCGAAUUUCGAGGAGGAGAACGGGAGAACUUACGGCGAACACCUUGAAAUUUGUGUGGCUGAGAGCAUCGUAGCAUACCCCUUCCCCAACGACGCUUCGGAAAAUGAGCGACUCGACAGCCAAUACCUGAUGUUGAAGUAUACCUUCGAAGGACGAAACUACUUCGCGCCGUUAUCGAACCCAAAACGCAUCCUAGACAUUGGGACUGGAACUGGCCGAUGGGCUACCGAGAUGGGCGACGAGUUUCCAGAUGCCGAGGUCCAAGCGACCGACCUCUCACCCAUCCAGCCUUCAUGUGUUCCUGUCAAUGUCCAUUUUUUCAUCGACGACGCUAGUGAGGAAGACUGGGCAGUCCCAGCAGCAUACUUUGACUUCAUCCAUACCAGACUACUUAUCGGAUGCUUCACGGACUUUCGAGACAUUAUCAGGAAAGCUUUCUACUACACCAAGCCAGGGGGGUGGAUGGAAAGUCAAGAAUUUCUGUCGACACCUUUGUGCGACGAUGGGACGAUGCCCAAGGAUUGGCCGUUCUUAGACUGGACCAAUUAUGUAGAGGAUGCUUCCGUGGCAUCAGGUCGGCCACUUCGAAUAGCUCACAAAUUGAAGCGGUGGUAUGAAGAGGUCGGGUUCGUUGACGUUCAAGAGCGCAUCUUCCGAAUACCCAUAAACCCUUGGCCCAGAGAGAAACACCUAAAGGCCAUUGGUAGGCAAUCGGAAUUGAAUUGUCUAGACGGUCUAUCUGGCUUCAGCAUGCGUUACUUCUCCCGAAACCUGAAAUGGACCAAAACAGAAAUUGAGGUUUACCUUGUAAAUGUGCGAAGUGCAAUCUCUGAUAGGAGCGUUCACGCGUAUCAUAGGGCAUAUGUUGUGUGGGGGCGGAAGCCGCUCGAAAGUGAGGUGUCUGCUUCGUCGAGAACUGGGCCGGCUUCGUAG
Drepanopeziza brunnea f. sp. 'multigermtubi' MB_m1 is the source of this 1056-nucleotide messenger RNA. The record is from RefSeq and is a predicted model, not a curated record. NCBI's taxonomy places the organism in Eukaryota, Fungi, Ascomycota, Leotiomycetes, Helotiales, Drepanopezizaceae.